Molecule: messenger RNA, 2454 nt
Organism: Microthlaspi erraticum
Lineage: Eukaryota; Viridiplantae; Streptophyta; Magnoliopsida; Brassicales; Brassicaceae
Source: the annotation of a GenBank genome assembly
AUGAGAAGACAGUCUUUGAAAGACGGUGAUGUUAUAUUCUCUGAAGGAAAGAGAUUCGCUUUUGGAUUCUUCAGCGUAGGGACUUCAAAGCUCCGGUAUGUUGGGAUUUGGUAUGCUCAAGUCUCCGAGCAGACUGUUGUAUGGGUUGCAAACAGAGACCAUCCUGUUAACGACACAUCUGGUCACAUAAAGUUCAGCAGCAGAGGAAAUCUCUGUGUCUACGCAACUGUCAACGGAACAGAACCUGUCUGGUCUACUGAUGUUGUGGACACGAUCUCAGAACCGGCUUUAGUUGCGAAGCUAUCUGAUUCAGGAAACCUUGUUCUGCUUGAUCCCCUCACAGGGAAAAGCUUCUGGGAGAGUUUUAACCAUCCAACAAACACUUUUCUUCCCUUUAUGAAGUUUGGAUACACACGUCAAGACGGUUUAGAUCGGUUUAUGACGUCUUGGAGAUCUCCGGAUGACCCGGGUUUCGGAAACUUUACGUACCGGAUAGACCGGAGAGGCUUCCCGCAGAUGAUGAUGUACAAAGGACCGAGUAUUUGGUGGCGUAGUGGGUCAUGGACAGGACAGAGAUGGAGCGGUGUGCCUGAAAUGACGAACAAGUUUAUCUUCAACGUCUCGUUUGUGAACAAUCCUGAUGAAGUAUCGAUCAUUUACGGUGUGUUGAGUCCUUCAGUCAUAACAAGAAUGGUGCUGAACGAGACUGGAAUCUUGCAACGGUUCACAUGGAACGGGAGGGACAAGAAAUGGAUUGGGUUCUGGUCAGCUCCUGAAGAGAAGUGUGACAACUACAACCACUGUGGUCUUAACGGUUACUGCGAUCCCACGAGUCCAGACAAGUUUGAGUGCACUUGCUUACCUGGCUACGAGCCGAAGAAGCCACAGGACUGGUCCUUGAGGGAUGCUUCUGGUGGUUGCAAAAGGAGAGAUGUAGCUUCGGUAUGUAAUGGGAAAGAAGGGUUUGCGAAGUUGAAGCGCGUGAAAGUUCCUAAUACGUCAGCUGUUAGUGUGGAUAUGAACAUAACGUUGAAAGAAUGCGAGAAGAGGUGUUUGAGGAACUGCUCUUGUGUUGCUUAUGCGAGCGCUUACCAUGAGAUCGAGGACGGAGAAAAAGGGUGCUUGACAUGGCACGGUGAUAUGUUGGAUACAAGGACAUACUUGACCUCGGGGCAAGAUUUCUACCUACGCGUAGAUAAGUCAGAGUUAGCGCGGUGGAAUGGAAAUGGAUCGUCAGGGAAGAGGAAGCUUGUUUUCAUUCUCAUCAGUUUUAUUGUAGUCGUGAUGUUACUAAUGAUCAUUUUGUUCUGUUUCAUUAGAAGAAGACGACAGUCUAGUAGGCAAAGGAAACCUCUAUCAACCUUUGCCUCGAGCUCUUUUGAUCUUGAAGACUCGUUCAUAUUAGAUAAUCUUGAGGAUAAAUCAAGAAACCGAGAGCUGCCUCUCUUUGAGCUUAGCACGAUCGCUGCAGCAACUAAUAACUUCUCUUUCCGGAACAAGCUUGGAGCAGGUGGUUUCGGACCGGUUUAUAAGGGCGUGUUACCAAAUGGAAUGGAGAUAGCGGUGAAGCGGUUGUCGACAAACUCGGGCCAAGGAAUGGAAGAGUUCAAGAACGAGGUCAAGUUGAUAUCAAAGCUGCAACAUCGGAAUCUAGUGAGGAUCUUAGGAUGUUGCGUUGAGCUGGAAGAGAAAAUGUUGAUAUACGAGUAUUUACCAAACACGAGCCUUGACUAUUUCAUAUUCCGAGAGGAGCAUAGAGCUGAGUUGGAUUGGCCAAAACGGAUGGGGAUAAUCCGAGGGAUCGCUCGAGGAAUGUUGUAUCUUCAUCAAGAUUCAAGACUGAGGAUCAUCCACAGAGACCUCAAGGCCAGCAAUGUACUUCUUGACAAUGAUAUGACUCCUAAGAUUGCGGAUUUUGGCUUGGCGAGAAUCUUUGGGGCCAACCAAAUCGAAGGAAGCACCAACAGAGUUGUUGGCACAUACGGAUAUAUGUCGCCGGAGUAUGCAAUGGAUGGGCAAUUCUCCAUAAAGUCCGACGUCUACAGCUUCGGAAUAUUGAUCUUAGAGAUCAUAACUGGAAAUAAGAACAGUACCAUCUACGAGGAAUCUUCCAAUCUAGUCGGACAUAUUUGGGCUCAAUGGGAAAAAGCUGAAGCAAGAGGGAUCGUAGACACGUUAAUGGACGCAGAGACUUAUGACGUGAGCGAAGUGAUGAAAUGCGUACACAUUGGGUUGCUUUGUGUGCAAGAAAGCGCUUCGGACAGACCAGACAUGUCAUCUGUUGUGUUCAUGUUGGGACAUAACGCCAUUGAUCUUCCAUCUCCGAAGCAUCCUGCGUUUACGGUGGGAAGGAAGAGAAGCGUCACAAAUGGCGGGAGCUCGUGUAAUUGGCCCAGCGGAGAAACCGGUAGUUCGUUUAAUGAUGUUACUCUCACCAAUGUUGAAGGUCGUUAA